AUGGCAGGGACAGAGGUCUCUGAUCCUUUGGAGCAGUUCACCAAAAUCAAAGAACUGGAGAUGAUGCCGGAAAAAGCCUCUGAGGAGGAGGAAGAGAAGGAAAAGGACGGAGUGUGCAGAGUGAAGGAACACCCACGCCCUGGAGAGAUGGAGGCCGAAUGCACCCCUGGGGCCCUCCAGACUGGGAUCCCGGGGGGAGGGCAGGGGCUGGCGCUAGCCACCACGGAGGACAGUGAGAAGCAUGUGCUGGCCCUGCAGGCAGUGCACCUCAGUUCGGAUGACGUGGCAUUGCAGGAGGUGGGCUGGCUGCUGCCACAGCACCAAGCAGGGAUGCAGGCCGUGGUGCCGCAGACCGGCAGUGGGCUGCAGUCGCUGCUGUGGCUUGGGGAGGGGUCCCAGCAGAGCCUGCACCAGUGCGUGGCCAUUCACCUGCACGACGAGGUGUACUCGCUGCAGGAGGUGGAGUUGAUGGAGUUUCACGUUCUGGAGGAGCACGUGGCUGUGGCCGGUGAGGACAGUAAAUCUGCAGCGAGCCCGGACGAAGGCGUGGGAUUGAGGAAGUUUGAGAGAGGCCAGGAGGAAAUCCAGCCGCCGGCUGAAGGACGAGUUGAUGAAAAGCAAUUCUUCCUAGUGGAAGCAAGGCCGGGAGAUGAAAGAAGAAAUGAGAUCGUCCUGACAAUUUCAAACUUAAACAUUGAAGAACCGGAAGACAAACCUGCAUCCAGUCAACCACAUGUGGGAAAAGACAACUCGGCAAAAAUUCAAAAUAAGACCCAGGGAAAACGAAGCUUCCACUGUGAUUUGUGCAUGUUCACCUCUUCCAGAAUUUCAAGUUUAAAUCGUCAUAUGAAAACACACAGCACUGAAAAGCCCCACAUAUGUCACCUUUGUCUGAAAGCUUUCCGUACUGUUACUCUUCUCAGGAACCACCUCAAUACCCACACAGGAACCAGGCCCUACAAGUGUGGUGAUUGCGACAUGGCGUUUGUUACCAGUGGAGAGCUUGUCCGACACAGACGUUAUAAACACACUCAUGAGAAACCCUUUAAAUGUUCCAUGUGCAAGUAUGCGAGCGUAGAAGCGAGUAAGCUGAAGCGUCACAUCCGGUCACACACGGGCGAGCGUCCCUUUCAGUGCUGUCUGUGCAGCUAUGCCAGCAAAGACACCUACAAACUGAAACGACACAUGAGGACGCACUCAGGUGAGAAGCCCUACGAAUGCCAUGUCUGCCACGCGCGCUUCACCCAGAGUGGAACCAUGAAAAUACACAUUCUGCAGAAGCACAGCGAGAACGUCCCCAAGUACCAGUGUCCACAUUGCGCUGCAGUCAUUGCAAGGAAGAGCGACCUACGGGUCCAUUUGCGCAACCUGCAUACUUACAGAGAUACAGGGUUGAACUGCCGCUACUGUUCUGCUGUCUUCCACGAACGCUAUGACUUCAUUCAGCACCAGAAAACUCAUAAAAACGAGAAAAAGUUCAAGUGUGAAUACUGCAGCUAUGCCUGCAAGCAGGAACGUCAUAUGACAGUUCACAUCCGUACCCACACUGGAGAGAAACCAUUUGUCUGCCACUCCUGCAAUAAAUGUUUCCGACAGAAGCAACUUCUAAAUGUUCACGUCAAGAAACACCAUAAUACAAAUUUCAUCCCAACUGUGUACGAGUGCCCCAAGUGUGGCAGAGCCUUUUCCCGCUGGAAUAAUAUGCAGACACACUCAAAGAAGUGCAACUCCGGCCAAGAGAAGUCCACCACUUCAGGAAAAGGAAAAAGAAUGAAAAAGAGGAAGCCAGCCAUCCCGCAAGAGGCAGACAAGAGAGACGAAGCCGCUGCCGAGGAGGCAGUCCUGGUGAAUGGAGAGCGGUACCCAGGAGAGGUGGUUCCUGUGGGCUGUGGAGAAACCAUCGUGGGAAGUGAGGACCUCGAGGAAGACGUGACCUGUGAAAUGAUUCUCAACGUGUUGGAUAAGUGACAGAGGUUCAGGUUUCAUGCUUGGAGCACGUAAUUCUUAAAGCAGGUUAGAAACUCUUAGCAUCUGCUUUGAAACAAUUAAGUUCAUGAAAAUGGAUGGUCACAAUUUUAUCAAAAGCUUCAGGGAGCGCCUAGAAUUGUUUGGCUAUUUUUGAGUGGUUAUUUCAAAAAAACAUUGCAGGUAUUUUGUAAAGGGCCCCACAUCUUGAAUUGGAGGAUAAACCCCUCAAACCUAUGAAUUCAUUCACUCGAUCCUGGCAAGGCGGCCCCACAAUAAAUGAGCAGUGAUUUGGGGAUGACACUUACUUUGAUCGUAGUACAGGCUACUUAGUGCUUCGGCAAACAGUCAAAGCUGGGAAAUCUUAUGUUGAAUUGUACACACCCCUGAUAUUUCUAAUAUGAUUUUUAAACAUAAAAUACUAAUUUUAUAUCCUCUUUUACACAAAUGAAUUUUCCAUAAAAUCUAAAGCCAUCAAAAUACUUUUAAUUAGUUCUGAAAUUCAAUGCAAAAGACCUUAAGUUAUACCAAAAACAACAACUGAGUAGAAGAUGAAAAACUCUAGGCUAGACAAGAAAAUGAUGUUUAACAUGUUUUCUCCUUUGGUAUAUGAGUAAAGUUUACUUUUAGAUUUUGUAUUCUUUCUUAAUUAUGUUCUUUGGCAGGUAGGACACCCCCCGGUUACAUUCCAUUAUUACUUACAAGAAUAGCAGUUCAUCACCCUUUUGUUUUGCUAAAACAACUUUGUUUAUGUUUUUAAAAAUAAUUGGCAGGGUGAGAAGAAACUUUAAAAUCUGAUAAUGAAAAUGUGCACUUGUAAAGAAUUAGUACUUUUUUGCAACAGCCUAUCACUAGUAUUUCUCUCUGUACCAACUGAAGACCUCUUUUCCCACCUUAGACCAGCAUUAAGUACUUAAUUAAGUACUUAAAAUAAGUACUUAAUUUUAAGUACUUAAGUCUCUUUAGUACUUAAAAUUAAAUAGUACCUAUCUUCAUAAUGAGCCAUAUUCUUCUUUCUAGCUCAACACUUGCUUUCACUGUGAACUUUUCCCCCCCAUUUUAAAAUCAAGAAUAGGUCCUAAAUUCAAAUUAUUUUUUUAAGCUUUACUGAGGUAUAAUUGACACAUAAAAUUGUAAGAUAUUAAAGUGUACAUCAUGGUGAUUUGACAUACGUCUACAUUGAGAAAGAAUUUCUCCCAUCGAGUUAACUAAAUUCAGAUUCUGAAAACGCUGAACUGUUAUUAAAAAUACCCCAAACCCAGAAGCCCUGGAUAAGGCACACAUGUGGAAGCGAUUUCCCAGCAGGAAGGGCAUUAUAUUCUCUUCA
Messenger RNA from Rhinolophus ferrumequinum (greater horseshoe bat), 3292 nucleotides. It is a transcript of the gene CTCFL, whose product is annotated as CCCTC-binding factor like. The record is from RefSeq and is a predicted model, not a curated record. Lineage: Eukaryota; Metazoa; Chordata; Mammalia; Chiroptera; Rhinolophidae. The transcript is spliced from 10 exons. Bases 1 to 1968 code for a protein of 655 amino acids.